Messenger RNA from Heterotrigona itama, 1365 nucleotides. Lineage: Eukaryota; Metazoa; Arthropoda; Insecta; Hymenoptera; Apidae. The record is from the annotation of a GenBank genome assembly.
CAAUUGGUACCUGUACCAUCUCUGUUUUUCAUUGGCGAUAAUGGUACACCGUUGGAAAUUAUUGCUGGCAGCACAACAGCAGCUGAUUUAGCUACUAAGAUUGAUUUAGUUUUAACAAAAGCAAAAAAAAAUAAAAAUGCCUCCCUUGAUAUGAUAGAUGCAGAACAAAAAGCUACUGCUGCCAACAGUGCUAAUAAUGUUAAUAUAAAAAUUGAUAUAGAUACAAAAAAUGAUAGCAUAACAAAAUCAAGUGUAGAAGUACCAUUAGCUCCUAGUGUAGAAGCUACAUCAGAAGAUAAAAGUAAUAAUAUAAUUAAGAAUGACAUUAAACAAGAACCAUCCACAAGCUUGGAAACUAGUGAACCACCAGAACCAGUCAAUGAAACAAAGGAGACACCGAACAAAGAAUCAACGUCAGAAGAAAAAAUUAAAAAAACACAGCAGCUAAUAGAGUUACAAAGAAAACAACGUAUAGAAGAGGAAGAACGGAAAAAUAGGGAAAGAGAAAUAGAACGCCGUAAAAUGGGUCGCGAUACGCGUAAACUCCGGCAACAGCAGCAAGAUCUAGAACUGAAACAAGCUUAUGAAGAGAGAAUGAGAGAGAAAGCUGCUGAUGCAGCGGCUCGGGAGAAAGUUUUGCAACAAAUUGCCCAAGAUAAAUUAGAAAGGAAACAAAAACAAUUAGCAAUGCAACAGCAACAUGGGCAGCAAGAAUGUAAUUCAGAAUCGUCUGAAUCACCGAUAUCCACUGCAACUGUCAGUAGAAUACAAUUCCGAUUGCCAUCUGGUAAUCCUUACAUUACGCAGUUUGAAUCAUCAAGUACUUUGCGUGACUUACGUACUUACGUCGUUCAGAACAUUAAUUUACCAUUUCGUCAAUUUGCGAUGUCAACCUCUUUUCCAAGACGGGAGUUAAUGCAUGAAGAUGAUGAUAAAACUCUCUUAGAAUUGGAAUUAGUUCCUACAGCAGUCAUUCUAAUCCUGCCUUUGAAAACUCCGAACAUCACAACAACUGUAACAACGUCUACGUUGUCUACGCAAGAUGUUAGUAUCUUGCCACGGUUCGUUUGGUCUACUUUUGCGCUUUUCACAGCUGUGUACUACUACCUAAUAGGAUAUUUCACCAGGCGCGGAAACACCCCGAAACAACCAAGUAAUUCCGUUGAAAAGAACGAUACAGAGAACAUUGCAGAAAAUGCAGUUACAGCAAAUCUUCAGAAUGUUGCUAGUUCAUCAAGAAGAUACUUGGGUAAUCCUAAAGGAAAUACAACCAUCAAAACUGAAGGAAAUGUACAUAGACUACAUUCAAGUGAAGAUGACGAUGAUGAGAAUAAUACAUGGAAUGGUAAUUCAACGCAACAAAUG